UUUGCUUCAUUUGCCGAGAACACGUCGUCCGUAGUGUAUAGUUGGCCGUAUCGUCGCCGUCGCCCGCGACGCAAAUUCGGAACCUGCCAUUGGCCGGCGACAGCAUUCCGACGGCUACCCCCACCACCCCGGCGACUGGGAAAUCUGGAACUGCCGGCGCCUCGACAGCUCUCAAUCCCAGUUGUCCGCGUCUCGACCGUCCGUCGUUUUGAGUUACGGCCGUGCUUUUUUUUUUUUGUUUUGUAUUUAUUUCAUUGUUGUUAUUAUUAUUAUUAUUAAUUAUUAUUAUUAAUAUUAUUAUUAUUACUACUAUUUAUUACUAUUAUAUAUUUAACGUACAAGCCGUCGAGUUCGGGUGUAGUUUUUCUUUUUUUUUUAGAUUUUAAUUUUCUAAUGAUAGUUUUAAAAUAUAAAAUCGCUUUAUCGUCAAAUGGUUCCGGUCAAUUGAUUGUCCCCAUGUGAUCCGCGGUGUUAAAUAUAUAGAUAUAUUAUAUUUACAAGUAUAAUAUAUCUUUCCAUUUCCCGUGGAAAUCGUCUUCGACGUUGUGAGCUAAAUCGUUUUUCUUCAUCGCCGCCACCGUUCUCUACGAGUUGCGGCGGGCGUCGUUGUCCGUGUGUUCUGUUAAAUCAGAUUUCUCACUAUUAAAAAUAAUAAUAAUAUUAAUAAUAUUGGUAUUAACGUGUGUCGCUCAUAAUCUCCGUCGUGCAUUUGUGUUUUCGUGUAUGUGCGACUUUGCUGCUGUUAUGCUGCUUCAGUUUUGCUCAAACAUAGUAUUUCCAUAAUUUAUAAAUAUGAAUAGUAUGGAUGAGCAUAAUCGAAUGAUGCAUCCCAGCGGUACUAUGUUACCUCAACCGUACGGGAUGUCGUCGGUCGAUCCCAAUCACGGGGCUCCUACGCCACCUGAUCAAGAAGCGCGCAAACAAGACAUUGGAGAUAUCCUGCAACAAAUAAUGAAUAUCACCGACCAAUCCUUGGAUGAAGCUCAAGCUAGGAAACACACACUUAACUGUCACCGAAUGAAACCUUCGUUAUUCAGUGUCCUUUGUGAAAUUAAAGAAAAAACUGUUUUGAGUCUGCGGAAUACACAAGAAGAAGAGCCGCCGGAUCCACAGUUGAUGAGGUUAGACAAUAUGUUAAUCGCCGAAGGUGUGGCGGGACCAGAAAAGGGAGGCGGCGCGGGAGCUGCUGCCAGUGCAUCGGCUGCGGCUUCGGGCGGUCCCGGACAACCAGACAACGCCAUCGAGCAUUCUGAUUAUAGAGCAAAACUAGCGCAGAUCAGGCAGAUCUAUCACCAAGAACUGGAGAAAUACGAACAGGCCUGCAACGAAUUCACUACCCACGUUAUGAAUCUGUUACGGGAACAGUCCAGGACGCGGCCGAUCACUCCCAAAGAGAUCGAACGGAUGGUGCAGAUAAUUCAUAAAAAAUUCUCUUCCAUACAAAUGCAGCUGAAGCAGAGCACGUGCGAGGCGGUUAUGAUACUCAGAUCUAGAUUUUUGGACGCCAGACGGAAAAGGCGCAACUUUAGCAAACAGGCUUCCGAAAUAUUAAACGAGUAUUUUUAUUCACACCUAAGCAAUCCGUACCCGUCCGAAGAGGCCAAGGAAGAACUGGCGAGGAAGUGUAGCAUAACCGUGUCUCAGGUGUCCAAUUGGUUCGGCAACAAGCGGAUUCGGUACAAAAAGAACAUUGGAAAAGCGCAAGAAGAAGCCAACUUAUACGCCGCUAAAAAAGCCGCCGGUGCUUCGCCUUACAGCAUGGGCCCGGCCUCGCAGGGAACGCCGACUCCCCUGUUGUCACCCGCGCCCGGAGGCGGUCCCCAAGACAGCAUGGGCUACAGCCUGAGUCUAAACGGCGCCGAAUACAGUUCUCCCAUGUCCGGAUCGCAGGCGCAGUAUUCCGACGGAAGCCUUGGAUACGAUCCGAUGGGACACCAGGCGAUGCCCAAAAACUCUGGUUCGCCGUCUACCGGAUGGAAUUCCAGUCACGAAUACCAGGCCCACGGCAUGCACGACGAUAGUGAAGACUCGUCUGAUGACGUUGACAUAAAACGCCCUAAAAUGUCUUAAGCACAUUUUUAACAACUUUUUUUUUUUUGUUCAUGUGUAAUUUUUUUUUCGUCUUAUUAAUAACUAAAUUUGUUCAUUUUUUAUAUAUAAAUAUUAUAUAUUAAUAUAUAUAUACAUUGCUUAACUUAAUUUUAAGGCGUACGUAUUCGAUCGAAGCAUAACUACAAUAAUACUUGCGUCGGCCAAUUUGCCGGUUAUUACAAUGUUUGUGUUUGUGUGUUUGAAUGUUCUCUUAUGUAAAUUAUUAUAUAAACGGCGCCAGCACAUACCGUCUCGUUUUAACUAAUAACGAUUAUAUUAUUAUAUUAUGGAUCUACUGUAAUAACGAAAGCGAAAGACUUAGGACUUUGGCAUAUGUCGGGUUUUCUGAAUCCUCGGCGCCAAAAAAAAACAUCCACACGUGUAAGGAGUAUUGUAAUGUAUGUUUAUAAUAUAUAAUUGAUUUUAGCCUAUUUUGAGAUUACCAUAUUACUGAAUUUCUCAUUCGGUAUAUACGAAACUAUAUUUUAGUAUCUUAUUAUUGUGUAAUUAUAAUAUAAUAUUGUGUAUUGAUAAAAAAAAAAAAUUUGAUUAAAUUGAGCUUUGAACGUUAAUCGUUCAUUAUUGAAACUUUGGUAUACGUAUAUUGUGCACAUCACCAGAUUUAUUUAGUAAUUUAUAUAGAAAAAAUAAUAAUAAUAAAAUAUUACUUAUUAUUGUUGUUGAUUAUGUUUACACUCACGUUUUUUCUACUAUCUGUGAUCUCAAAGGAAAAUCAACACAUACAUCAAAAUCGAGUACAAUCAUGUUCAGUGUUUUUCUCCUUUUUUCACCCAAGUAUACGAUAUACACACGGUAAUAUUUUAAUUUUUUUUUUUCGUAUUUAAUAUAAUAUGUUGAUAUUAAAAGAAAAUAAUGAUUCAUUGAAAAUCUUGGAAAUUAAUAAUUUUACAUUGAUUUUUGUUAAAGACAAAUUAUUUAGUAUUUUUAAUUGUAUUAAACAAAUUUUAAGGUAGUGUAUUUUUUAAGCCACCAUGACUAAAAAAAUUGUAACCCGUAAAAAACAUUUAAAACAAAAUUACUAUUACUUUCUUUAACAAAAAAAAGGAAGAUAAUAACAUUAUAAUGUAUACGAUAUUUGUAAGGUUUAUUGUUGUCUGAAAUGUGCAUUUUUGAUUAUAUAUAUUUUUUUCAUUCUUAAUUUUCUCUUCUUUUUUUACGCUAUGUUUGUACGCUUUUUAUAGUAAUACUAAUAAUUAAAAUUACCUUUUAUUAUAGUAUAUUAUCUGUUUUCCCUUCCAAUGACCAAAUUUUAUUUGGUAAAAAAAAUCAGAUUUUUUACUUUCUUCAUAUUAAAUGUAAAAGAAAGUUGAUCCAAAGUCCAGUUUCAUUCUUAUACAAAAACAUUUUCGUCACCAAUAAUCUUUAACCUCAACUCAUGAUUGUUGGGCUCGAUUAAUUAAUAACUACCUCUUAAUAUAGUAUUGUAUUCAAUUUCUCGACUGCUAAUGAUAUUACUUUAGUAUUUGUCAAUGUUAAUUUUUUUUUUUGUCUUGUAAACUAUAUGGACUAGAUGUUGUAUUAUUAUUUUAAUUACAUAAAUUUAGUACUUGUGCAAUUUCUAUAUACAAUUUAAAAACAAUAUACAUUUUUGUAUUAUACUCAGUAGAAUAGAGAAUUUUGUUUCCAGAAUCCUAUAUUAGAUUUAUUUUAAUUAUUAUUGUUCGUAAUGACUGAAGUAAAAAAUAAUUGUUCGAGUCAAUUUUAAACUCCCCACCCCCCUUAAAAAUGCAUUAGAUUCCACUUUUUCUUUCAAUAAUUUACUACUAAUUUGGAUAAUAGAAAAAAUACAUGUUUCUCUAUUCUAAGCCCUAACGCCUUUAAUCCUAUUACUUAUAAUUAAAAAUUAAAUUACUAUUGUAUACGAUUUAAGUUUAUAAUAAAUAUUUAAACCAAAAUGUAGAAAACUCUUUUCAUGGACUAUAAUUACAAUUUAAA
Molecule: messenger RNA, 4047 nt
Organism: Adelges cooleyi (spruce gall adelgid)
Lineage: Eukaryota; Metazoa; Arthropoda; Insecta; Hemiptera; Adelgidae
Gene: exd
Product: homeobox protein extradenticle
Exons: 10
Coding region: 793-2070 (425 amino acids)
Biological process (GO): neuron development; embryonic organ development; regulation of transcription by RNA polymerase II
Cellular component (GO): nucleus
Molecular function (GO): RNA polymerase II cis-regulatory region sequence-specific DNA binding; DNA-binding transcription factor activity, RNA polymerase II-specific
Source: RefSeq, a predicted model, not a curated record